ACAGGUGAGGAACGGAGAAUAGGAUGGAGGGAGAUGGGACAGAAACGGUGGGAGAUGUGAGUGAAAUUGAAGAUAGUGGGGCUAUGGCACAAACUGUUGGUGCAGAAGGGAUGAAAGGUGUGAGUAAAAUGAAAGGUAAUAGGGAUGCAAUGGCACAAACUAUUGAUAGUGUAGGUGUGAGCCAAACAAAAAAUAAUGGGGAUGCCAUGACACAGGCGAUUGAUAGUAUAGAUGGUAAAAAGGUGCGUGAAAUGAAAAACGAUAAGAUGAGCGUAAAUAUUGAAGUAAAAGAGGAAGGGAUGCAAGUAAAGAGGAUGAGAAUGGCAAAUAUGGAAGGUAUUGUGAGAGAUGGAAUGAAAGUGACGGAUGGGACAGUAGCAAGAAUGAAUAAUGUAAAAGGGAUGAAUGUGCUGGGUAUGAUUGAAAAAGGUAACGGUAUGAAAGAUAAGAAAAUAGAAAAUAGCGAUGAUAUUGAUGUAGGAGCCAACCAAAUAGGAUUAUUAGAGAAAGAAGGGGUAGUGAAAUUGGCAACACCAGAAACAGUUGCAGAAGAGAAAACACCGAUAGAGGUCAAAGCAGAGGCUAUAAACACUGAUACUGAUAUAAAACACGUAAACUUAGAACAAGCAGGGAUAGAAAGAUUAGCAAAAAUGGAGCGAUUAGCAGAAAACGAACGGCAAUCAAAGAUAAAACGAAGAGAAGAGUUAGAUCGCGUGGCAAGAUUGCAACGUAUACUGGCGCUUGUACGUGCGCCAGAAUUGGACAGUGUAGCUAAGAUAAAACAAAUUAAUUUGGAGCAUGAGAAAGAGAUAAAACGUGACGGAGAUAUCAAUGUUUUAAAAGAGUUGGGUGUAAAUACAGAGAUAAAUCCAAUUAUAGAUCAUUUGAGUAUUGAUGACAAACAACUAACCAAAGUCAGAACAGUGGUAGAUAAGGCACAUACAAAUAAGCAACAAAAAGAAUAUGAAGGAAUAGAAAAGUUGGAGCGUAUGUCGAAAGAGGAACGCAUUUUAGAGAUAGACCGUUUAAUGAAUUUAGAGCUUGAGGCGGAAGCGAAACGGAAAGCAGACAUUGAACAUGCAGCAAAAUUAGGACGAGAGGCUGAAUUAGAACGCGAGACUAAAAUGAAAUAUUUAAGAGAGUUAGAUCUUAAAGCAGAGUUGGACCAGGCAGAGAAAAAACGUUUGGCAGAAAUAGAGCGUCAAAAAGUGAUGGAACGAAAGGAAGAAUUAGAUCGUAUAGCUAAGUUGCAACGUGUAUUGGUUAUGGUGCGUGCGUCAGAAACGGAUCGUGUCGCAGAAAUGAAACAGGCAGAGUUGGAACAAACUGCUGAGAUGAAACGUAAGGAGGAAGUUAAACUUUUGGAAGAAUUGGGCAUCUUGCCAAGAGGCACUGAAAAGGAUAGUGCGAGAAAGUUGAAACCAGUGGAAAAGGCAAAUCUUAAAGAGGUCGAUAUUAAUUUAGUCAAAGAGGUCAAACUAAUUACAGAUGUGAAAGAGAAAGUUGUGGAUCCAGUGAAAGGAACCAUACCAAUAUCAGAAAUACAACAAGUGGACACGCUUGUAGAAGUAGACACAUUGGGCAAUGCAGAACAACCGACACAAAAAGAAAGUGAACCGAUAAAAGAAAUGACAGCAGACACACAAAAGGAAGCUAGGAAAAAUGAAGAAGCAGAAAGUCAGACCAAUAUAAAUUACGAAGUAAGAAAGAAACGUACGGAAGAAUUAGAGCGUGUUGCAAAAUUGCAACGCAUAAUAGCGACGGUACGCAAUGCAGAGCCAAAUGGUGUUGCACAGGUAAAACUUGAUGUUGAGGUAGAUAAAACAGGUGAUUUGAAACGUACCGAAGAGAUGCAACUAUUACAAGAGUUGGGUAUUGUGUCAAAAAAGCACGUGACACAGAAAGAGAGUGGGAUUGAUAGACCUGUGGAAAAGUUAAAGGGCCAACCAAACAAUUUAAAUUUAAUUAAACGAAUGAACCCAGUUACAGAUGUAAAACGAGUUGCAGAAGUAAAGGCGGAUGUGACGAAAAGCACAGAGUCAAAUGCAGAACAGUUGCCUGAGAAACUAGCUGAGAUAGAAAUGGAAAAAGUAGUAGGGGCAGAAAGAGAGGCUAAAAUAAAAUGCGCGAAAAUAAUGGAACGUAAGGCACAAGCAGAUCGCGAGGCAAGAAUCAAAAGGAGGGAAGAAUUAGAUCACAUGGCAAAUUUGCAACGUGUUGUAGCGUUGGUAUCUAAUGAAGAGUUCGAUCAUGUUGCAAACAUGAAAGAAGCAGAGUUGAAACAAAUAAAGGAGAAGAAACGCGAAGAAGAUUUAAAAGUUCUAGAGGCAUUAGGCAUUGUGCCAAGAAAGGAAGCCACACAGACGCAAAGCGAAACGAAUUUAAAAACAACAGAUAAAAAGGAGACUAUAACGAAGAUGGAAAAUACAACCGAUGUGAAAUUUAAAAUAGAGAAAGAUGACAUUGAUGUUGGACCUGCAAAUGCAGAUAAAAUGACAGAGCGUAUAGUAGCUAUGGAAACAAUGACAGAAAAAGAAAGAAUGGCUGUGAGGCAAGAUGUCGAAAGACGUAUAGCAGAGCUACGUGUAGCGCAGAUGAAACGCGUAGCAGAGUUAGGAAAAGAGAUGAAACAGUUGACAAUGAUAGACGAAGACUUAAAAUCGCAAGAAAAAACUAAGCAGACGAUCACUAAUGAGUAUAAAAACAAGGACGUUACAGAUGAAUCUGAGCAGAUAAUAAAAACUGAGCAUAAGAACAAUGAUGUUACAAAUGAAUCUAAGCAGAUGAUAGAAACUGAACAUAAAAAUAAGGAUCCUAAAGAGGUUAAACGAAUAGAAGAUAAACAGUUGAAAUAUAGUCUGGCAGAGGCCAAUAGCGAGUAUAUCUCAGAAAUUAGACGUAAGAAGGAUUCCAAGCCUUUAGUAGAUUUAAACUCGGAGAAAGCAAAAGUGAUUAAAUCUGUAAAUGAGGUAAACCGAAAGGAAGAAUUAAAUCUAUUUGCAGAUUUCGAAAUACCAGAGAUAAAACGGGAAAGGGUUGAAUCAGGAGGGAUGAAAAGUGAGAAAGUGUUGAAAUCAACGGCUGUGCCAUCCUUGAUAAAAGUAAAGCCAGCACCAGGGAUGAAAUUAGUGGAGUUGAAACUUUUAAGUGAGAUGAAAGUAUUGGGAAUGGAUCGAGUGAGUCGGCGCGAUUGUGAGUGGGAUGGACAAAUGAUGUAUGUAGGUAGAGAGCGUUUGUAAUAAUUAGUUGUCAUUGUGUCUAGAUUAAGCUACUUAUUAAUAGAGAUUAAAGGUCAAAAAUAGCGUGAAUAGGUUGACUGGUUUAAAUGGCUCU
Cydia strobilella is the source of this 3333-nucleotide messenger RNA. RefSeq lists its product as uncharacterized. The record is from RefSeq and is a predicted model, not a curated record. Bases 24 to 3239 code for a protein of 1071 amino acids. NCBI's taxonomy places the organism in Eukaryota, Metazoa, Arthropoda, Insecta, Lepidoptera, Tortricidae. The transcript has a single exon.